Westerdykella ornata is the source of this 1854-nucleotide messenger RNA. RefSeq lists its product as uncharacterized. The record is from RefSeq and is a predicted model, not a curated record. The transcript is spliced from 5 exons. Gene Ontology annotation, biological process: endocytosis; actin filament organization; actin cortical patch localization. Lineage: Eukaryota; Fungi; Ascomycota; Dothideomycetes; Pleosporales; Sporormiaceae. Gene Ontology annotation, molecular function: phosphatidylinositol binding; ubiquitin binding. The coding region runs from base 315 to 1520 and encodes 401 amino acids. Gene Ontology annotation, cellular component: actin cortical patch.
GCCUUCAAUGCGACCCGUAAACCGUCAAUGCGACACGUAAACCGUCAAUGCGACAAUAAUCACUGAGUCUCUCGAUAACAUACCGAUAUCUCGAGCCUUUCUCCCAGGGAGAGUCCUGCGCCCUGAACGGCUUACCGUGUGGUUCUCGGAUAGCUUUUCCCUAUCGACUCUUUCCCGGCCAUCACCGUUACGAAAAGCACACUCGCGAUUGAGCUCGUGCUGUAUGUUCCAGUGCCGUCGCCUUCUUGCAAUCACUCAUUCUUUGACGCGACCCUAUAACAUAAGGUUCGCCAGCGUGGACGUCGCCUUUUGCCAUGCCGAGACACGCUUAUUCCGCCGUGACGGUCAGCAUUGAUAGGUUGACAUCCGAGCAGUAUGAGGAAAAUGAUUUGGGAGGUGUGGUUGAUCUGAUCGAAGUGAUCAGAAUCCAGGACACCGGACCAACGGAGGCUGCCCGUGCAAUCCGAAAGAAGCUGAAGUAUGGCAACGUGCACCGCCAGCUCCGCGCACUCGUAUUACUCGACGCCUUGAUCCAGAAUGCCGGUUCGCGAUUCCAAAAGACCUUCGCCGAUGAGCCCCUCCUAGAGCGGCUGAGAAUACUCGCCAAGGAUGAGAUGGUUGACAAAGACGUGAGGGAUAAGGUUAAUGUUCUCUUCAAGCAAUGGGCAGUCGCAUACAAGGGGACACCCGGCCUAGAGCGGAUCGCGACGCUCUAUAAGCAACUGCCGAACACAAAGCGUCCUCAGCCCCAUCAGUCGCGAGUCGUUAGGGAGACUGAGGCAGAGGUUGAGAACGAAUCCCCGAGGUCGCCCACAACGACCAGGCCAAGGAAUCAGUCGCUGGGAGCACCAUCCUCUUCCUCUAGCAGACCCGUCACUCUGGGCCCAUAUCCCGCUCCGAGUUCAUCCCUGUUCAAGAAAGACAAGAAAACCAAAGGCAAGCCUUUCAACCUUGAAAAGGAGAAGGGGCAGUUGAUGGAGACGAUCGCAUCGGCCACGGUUGCAAGCACAAACUUGCUAAAUGCACUGCAGCUCAUGAAUCGUGAGGUGCAACGUGUAAGCGACAACCCGGAAGUCAUGAAGCAAUUCGAAUCGUGCAAGCGCCUUCGUCGUCAAAUUCUCCGUUACAUUCAACUGGUAGAGUCCGACCAGUACCUUGGGAGUCUGUUGAAUGCAAAUGACGAGCUUGUCAAAGCAUUGAUGGCUUUCGAAAUCAUGGAUAAGAGCAUCGAUGAUGACAGCGACAGCGAGGCAGAGCAGCAGUCUCCUCAGGCAACAUCCCCUACGGCGAGCAGGACGACCAGCGGAGCCGAAACGGCGAUGGCUAGCUUGAGCUUAGGUCAAAACCAGGAAUCUCCGCCUGUGAAGCCGCCCAGACCUACAAGCAUUCCGAUGCCUCCUGCAGGAAAGCAGACCCAAGUCGAAAGCGAACCGGAAGAUGAUGAGGAUGAUCCCUUUAGCGACGCGAAUGCUGUGAAAACGCCAUACGAGAGAGGCGAGCCAACUUGGAGGGAUGUGUGAAUUUCGGGGACCUGGAUCUUUUGUUUAAUCAAUACCCUUAUGACUGCAUUUUCCUAAGUGGGCGGCGAAUUCCUAGAGGUACCAUUUGCACCAGCUGAAUGUUUCAACGGCGUUAUAGAGUGAUUUCCUCAGGUGUGCACCUUGUUAUGAUGGUUCUUAUAACGCUAUAGUUUCAGUGUUGUGAGAAGAUACUGUUUCGCAGACGGUGAGGGCAACAAGCGUCAGUCUACCUCGCCCGAGUAAGGAUAUCCAAUGUACCGAGCAGGAACAACCCGACGAUGCCGAAGCAUGCUGAAUUCUAUACUAGAGGGUCUAACUCCAACGCGUAGUGCUA